Pseudovirgaria hyperparasitica is the source of this 1238-nucleotide messenger RNA. RefSeq lists its product as uncharacterized. The record is from RefSeq and is a predicted model, not a curated record. NCBI's taxonomy places the organism in Eukaryota, Fungi, Ascomycota, Dothideomycetes, Acrospermales, Acrospermaceae. The transcript has 4 exons. The coding region runs from base 342 to 1238 and encodes 298 amino acids.
UCUUUCGAUCUCCAGACGUCAUGUCAUGACCUCACUGCUGCUCAGCAUGUCGAGCAGAGAGAGCCCAGGGCCACUAUGUCGGCACUAGCCAACGCGGCCGGCUUAGGCAUGCCGAGAACAGGCGGAAGGAGAAGGAUGAAAGAAUAUUGGAGCCCUGGUGGACAAGCUGCGACGUGGCCCUUUGUUUUGUCUCAUCAUUCCUGAGAUUCUCAGAUGCUCCAUCAUCAAUGCAAUGCCACAAGUCUGGUGUAUCUGCAUGACGCCAACCUGAACCCGGUCGCCCCCCGAGCAGACGUUGGCUCGAGCAGCGAGGAUCGCAAGCAAGACAGACAGACAGACACAUGGCCCCACGGGCAAACGGGGCAGGACAGCCAUGCUCCGCCCGCGGAUCGGAGGUGGCAGCGCAGCACAGCGCAGUGCAGCGCAUCCAUCAUGAUUUGAUCAAGUGUAUAGUAUCAUCAUCAAGGGGCGCAGACAUGACAAACGGCAGUGGUGACUGGAAUAGACGAGCACGUAGGGAUCAGGCUAUUGCUUUCAAUGAAAUGCUUGUGUGGAGAAGAAGCGAACGACACCAGGGCAAAUCAAGGACUGGAUUUAAUUUCCCAGGUCGGCCUGUGUCGGGAACGGGGACCACACUGCCACAGGAGCGAGAGAAUGAAAAGCCCAAUUAUUGUGCAGCAACACGAGUCGGUGUUGGACAGGCAGAGAGACCAGCGUGGGUGGGCAGGGCCAAGAGUCGGUCCAGUCAGGAGGGAAGGAAAAAGGCUUUUUUCGCCAGUCGCAAUUUUGCGCGUCCGUCCUGGGGGUGGUGGUCACUUUACUGGUCACUGCGUCGUCCUUGCUCCCGUAGCACCUUUAUCGGUUACAUCCUCGCAGCUUCUCCGUUCCUCGAUCCACCACGUUUUCACUUCUUGAACACGGUCGAACGACUGUUCUACAGAAAGAGCGAGCCUAUAACCUAUGAAGACUACUCGGUGAUCUUCGAUACAAGAAAAGUUAACCGACGACUGCGCUCUCGUCACAUUUGCAUAGACCAAGCCCCAUCAUUCCUCAUCCUUAAUCAGGUGAAGCCUGGUGUGAUUCUUCGGUCAUCUAUCAAGGCGCAUUUCAAAACCAAGUCUUGCAGCAAACUCGCCGGUGUCAUCAUUUCUCGCAGCGUUCGACUACACCUCUUGGGUCCUCGAAAAACGUGGCUUUGGGAUUCUCCUCGCGAUUUUUCUGCAUCCUUCCCUGCCUGA